Choloepus didactylus (southern two-toed sloth) is the source of this 3589-nucleotide messenger RNA. It is a transcript of the gene OPHN1, whose product is annotated as oligophrenin 1. Gene Ontology annotation, molecular function: protein binding; GTPase activator activity. The transcript has 18 exons. NCBI's taxonomy places the organism in Eukaryota, Metazoa, Chordata, Mammalia, Pilosa, Megalonychidae. The record is from RefSeq and is a predicted model, not a curated record. Gene Ontology annotation, biological process: signal transduction. Bases 696 to 1526 code for a protein of 276 amino acids. Gene Ontology annotation, cellular component: cytoplasm.
UCCUAGGGCGCUGACUGCUCCCCAGUUUCUGCAGGGAAGCGCCGGGCAACCACAACUAUUGUGCGUCGCGCUAUCGUCCUCCUCUUCCCACUCGGGUGUCGACCGAGGAAGGCUACGUUUCAUAGCCACCGCGAGUUAACUCUUCCGGUUCCAGCUGGAUAGCAGCCCGAAUCCCUUGGACCAGGAGGAAUUCUUUGCAGCCGGAGGACCCUGGUGACGAAACCCUAGGGUUCAAAGAAGACGGCUGAAGGAGGACCCCGAGUGUUUGGGCUCCGGACUUCUGCUUCUCUGGGGCCGGGCGGAGGCGCUGGCUUUAAGAAGGGGGAGGGGACAGUACAAUCCCGGUUGCCCGCGGAGUUCGGCAAAGGAAAUCCUCAACCAGCUCCGGGGAGCGCCGAGCGAGCUGAAGAGGCGGCUCCCAAUCCUAGCACUCGUCUCCGCCUACAUCCUGGGCGGGCCGAGGUGUCACGUUUGCAAUUGCCCGGGAAGGAUCCGGCCCGUCUCGGGGAGGAGCGGACUGCGGUUUCUGCUGCCUAUUGGGAGAGGCGAUGCCGAGGGGGCAUGCUGUUUGCUAGCCAGUACCCCGCCGACAUCCGACUGUGUUAGCUCUCUCUUUCAGCUGAAGCUACCGCCAGGCCGCUCAUUCUUCUUUCGGACUAGCCAGCUCUCGCCUGUAGCCUCAUCGGAACAGAACCAUGGGGCAUCCCCCGCUGGAGUUCAGCGACUGCUACCUGGACAACCCUGAUUUCCGCGAGAGGCUCAAGUGCUAUGAGCAGGAGCUGAAGAGGACCAAUAAAUUCAUCAAAGACGUGAUCAAAGACGGCAAUGCGCUUAUCAGCGCUAUGAGAACCCAUCUUUCCUGUUACCCUGUGGAUGUUGAGCAGUGUUACGUAAAGAGACUUCCUUCCUUACUAGCUGGGGCUCUGGGAAUAUCCUGGGUGAAGUACUACUGCCAGUAUGAGAAAGAGACCAAGACACUCACCAUGACACUUAUGGAGCAGAAGCCAGGUGCUAAGCAGGGACCCUUGGAAUUAACCCUGAAGUACUGUGUGAGAAGGAAGACGGAGUCUAUCAACAAGAGGUUCUGUUUUGAUAUAGAAACUAAUGAAAGGCCAGGAACCAUCACUCUGCAGGCUCUUUCAGAAGCUAACAGAAGGCUAUGGAUGGAGGCCAUGGAUGGAAAAGAACCUAUCUACCACAGCCCUAUAACGAAACAGGAAGAAAUGGAGCUGAAUGAAGUGGGGUUCAAGUGUGUUAGGAAGUGCAUCAAUAUCAUUGAGACCAAAGGGAUCAAGACAGAGGGGUUGUACCACACCGUGGGCAGCAAUAUUCAGGUUCAGAAGCUGCUGAAUGCCUUUUUUGAUCCCAAAUGCCCAGGAGAUGUUGAUUUUCAUAACAGCGACUGGGAUAUUAAAACAAUAACCAGCUCCUUGAAAUUCUACCUCAGGAGUCUGUCUGAACCUGUCAUGACCUACAGGCUUCACAAAGAGCUGAUCUCUGCUGCUGAUCUAUUCAGGUCUACCUGAAGAAAGCACUGCACCCCCAGUGCCUCCACUUUGGGUGACAGCUAGGAGGCACAAAUGAAUCACAAUUUCAAAGUGCUUGCUGCGGGAAAGGACAGUUCUCUAUACUUCUUCCAUGGAUGAAAGUGAAGAUGAAAUCCAACAUCAAACACCUAAUGGAACUAUCACCAGCAGCAUAGAACCCCCUACACUACCACAACACCCCAAACUACCUAUUCAAAGGAGUGGAGAGGUUGAUCCUGGGAGGAAGUCUCCAAGCAGGCCUCUUUCGGAUGGUAAAUUGGAAUCCUGCCCUGACACUGGCAUGGGGAAGUUGGUGUACAGGCUUCAGGAUGGAAGGACCAAGUCCACCUCAAAGGCCACUAAUGGACCAGUGCCAGGCUCUGGGCUCAACAAGGUCCCCUCUUUCCACAUAAGGAGAACAGCUCCUUUGUCCCUGGCUCACCACAAGGAGGGAAAAUGAGGUUUAUGGAGAUAAGUGAAUUGCUGAAGGUUGCACAGCUAGAAACUGGCAGAGCUGUGAUCUAAAUCUCACCAAGACUCAGAGGGGACUUGGACAGUUUCAGCAAAGUGCGGCCUCCUGGAGAAAAGCCCACCAUCAUCCAUCCCCCAGUGAGGCCUCCAGACCCUCCCUCCCGCACAGUUACUCCCCAAAAGCCAGAACCAAAGUCAGAUAUUGUAGCUGGCAAUUCAGAGGAGAUCUCAUCAUCCGUGGUGGCUUCCAGGACCAGAUUCUUUGAAACAGCUUCCCGGAAAACAGGAAGUUCUUCCCAAGGAAGACUUCUUGGAGAUGACAGUUGAGGACACAGGUUUUAAAAGCCUUGGCCUCAGGGACCUUUCCAGCUUCUGAGAGGGGUCUUCUUCAAACCUUGUUGUGCUGAGUCAUUUUAUGCUGAAGAGCAGCUCCUUACUGGCCCUAUACCUUCCGGGCUCUGGGAAGCCAUAAAAUAAUGGCACAUGUCCUGGACACAUGUCUAUUUCUCCUUUGUAUUUUGUCUUCAUCUCCUCAGGAGGUCUAUCUUGAGCCUUUUGAGGAGAGCUCUUGCUUAUUCUCCUAUAAGACUGUGAAUGGCUGGACUCCGUCAAGCCAGACUCUCUAGAAACCAAGUUAUUCACUGACCUGAGUUGAAGAGAGAAGCCCAGUUUUCAAUUCUUCUCUGGCUUUCUCAAAAGGCUAUCGGACUCUGAACGAUUUGGGGUUAAAGACAGACCUCAGGGAUCUUACCCUGAUCUAAAAUCCACUUGAAUUAGGGCCAUUGCUUACCUUAGGGGUAGGGGAGUAAUAACAUUUGCCAAACAUUGGAGAACCUUAAUAUGUCUCUUAAUGAGGGUAUAGAUACUGGUGCCACAUUGAAGCUCUGGUACUGCAAUGUGUUGCCAAGAGCCUGGCUGGUUGAGCAUGUAUGAAGCCCUCACAACCCUUCCAUGUAGACUUAGUAAGGUGGCCUUCCUGCUCUUGCAUACAGCUGCUUAGAACAAAUCUUGAAAGCAUGUUUUGCAUGUCAAAGCCUAGGUCUGCUUGAAUUAUUCCCCCUCUUAUUUUCUCCUGACACCCAAGAAGGAAACAAAAGUUGAAAACAUUUCUUUAAAAAAGGCAGACUUUAUUUAUCCUGUAGAAGUUCUAGUUUUGGAUCAAAUGCUGGAAAAAAUUGUCAUUAAGGUGGAUUGACGUCAGGCAGCUGUCACUGUUACCUUGUGUUUGCUUUCUGCAUAUAAGCUUUUAUCUCCUGAGAGAAAUUGUUCUUAACCUGAUCUUCAUGGAUUCAGGACCUCCAUGAGGCCCCUGGAAGGAUAUCCAGAAAUCCAUGAAAAUGUGCCUUUUCUAGGAAGAUGAUCCAUAACAUUCUUUUGAAUUCCAAGUGGGCCUGUGACUCAGUAAAGGUCAAGAACCACAGCCCUCGAGAUGAAAGGCUCCUUUUACAACCUAUAAAGUAUUGAAUCAGAAGGUUCUCUCAAGAUCAUUUGGUCUAAACACCUUACUUACAGUUGAGGAAACAGAGGCACAGCAUGUAAGUGGCCAUGCUUAGGACUAUCUCAGGUCACUGGGAUUCUAUUCAGGGUUCUUU